Megalobrama amblycephala (Wuchang bream) is the source of this 1559-nucleotide messenger RNA. RefSeq names its product lymphotoxin alpha (TNF superfamily, member 1) (gene lta). Bases 412 to 1014 code for a protein of 200 amino acids. The record is from RefSeq and is a predicted model, not a curated record. Gene Ontology annotation, molecular function: tumor necrosis factor receptor binding. Gene Ontology annotation, cellular component: membrane. Lineage: Eukaryota; Metazoa; Chordata; Actinopteri; Cypriniformes; Xenocyprididae. The transcript is spliced from 8 exons. Gene Ontology annotation, biological process: immune response.
GACAAGCUCGAGGAAGUAUACGAUGACGUCACAGCGUCCACAUCAACUUCUUCUCUAAAGGACUGCAAGAUUAAAAAUGAUGAAUGAUCAUAUUGGCAUAUGAGAUGCAUAAAUAAGGCUUCCAUGCACUUGUGUAGGCCUAUUUUGGCAUAGAGAGAGAGAAAGAGAGAACAUUACUUCUAAUGCACAUCUAACGAAUUCACUGAGCCACUAGCGAAAGAAACAGAGGAAGCACACCACACACACACAGAGAGAGAGAGCGUGAGAGAGAGAGAGAGAGAGAGAGAGAAGAGGUCCAAGGCUAGAAAAUGAGAGCAUGAAAAGGGGAAACCCUGUGGGAGAGACCAUGUCUAGAUGCUCAUUCAAUUUCACAGCCACAUUUCACACUACAGCACACACUAAGUCACGGAGAUGACCAGCUCGAAUAACCCCAGGUUCCGCCUCUUGGUUGGCUGGUGCUGCCUGAUGACUUCAGCUCUUUUGAUAGUGACUGUAUAUCUUGCAAUUGAAAAUUUGCAAAAAAAGCCUGAUACAACAGGAAAUAAGUCCAAUUCAACAGAAAACACCAAAACUGACCAACUGAUAGGAUCCCCGUACGGUCCGUCUUUUAACGACUAUAUCCAUCUUAUCAGAGACACGAAAAAAAACUGGAUAUGUAGUGAUUCACGCCAGAGAAGCUUCCUCUCCUUAAAUAAAGGCACAGUCAAUAUUACAACCAGCGGUCUUUACUAUAUCCAUGCUCAGGUAACCUUCCAAAAACCCCGUCAUCAAACAACACCAGAGACGAAGAAUGAAGCAAAUGUUUAUUUGCUCAAAAACAGUGGUCCUGGGAUACAAGCCAGAAAACUGAGUGAGGUCAAAGGCUAUGAACCAGGAUCACUGACAAUGAUCCGGAUGGUCAGGCUGACAGAGGGAGAGAGCAUCAGCCUGAAUAUAGAACCUGGAUCCCUGGUCCUAUCAAGUAAUGAUUACCAUACUUACUGGGAAAUCUUGCUUUAUAACAAAGAAGUCUAAAUCUUUCAGAUUCUUCUUAAGGGAUUUAGGGUUUAAAGGAACAGUUCAGUAUUCCUUAAAGAAUUACAAGACCCACAAUUCAGUUUCUGAGUGUUUGUUAGCCCAGUGUUUCGCCUGAAGAAUUAAAUCCAUCUGUAUUUAUAUUUACAAAAGUAAAUAAUAAAAGAUGUUUGUAUGGUUAGUUCUCAAGCCUUUAUGGGUUUCAAAGGGAAUAUUUUCUUCUUUAUAUGUGUUCAAACAUAAUGUAUUUUUAUAUUAUAUGACAUAUUUUAGAGUAAUUGUUUAAAUAUUUAGAGAUUUAUUGCUGAAUUGCAAAUGGUUUCUCAGGUUGUGUAUUUUAUUUUAUUUAAUUUCUUUUAUAAAGUAAAGUGCUGUAAAUAGUCUUCAAAAUGUCCAGUAAUUUGUUAAUUUAAUACAUAAAUCAUGAUGAACUGAAGUCAACGUGAUCCUUUGAAAUGAACUUUUUUUUUAAAUAAUUUAUUUGUGAACUAAUGUUGUUCUACCUGUAAGCUAUGUCAAAAUAAAAGUCUUUUCACUGCAACAUA